AUGAGCUCAUGGUGGGAUCUCUUUUGCUCGGCUGAGAAGAAAGACCAGCCCGAGGAACGUCCUACCACAUCGCGGUGGCUGGGACCAUCCCGUGCCAUACAGUUCGACAACGGCCACUGGGUCCACAUCCCUGACCAAGUUCUUCAAGAACAUCCCCAGUUCCUAGAGAUAUGGAACAGCCGACAAACCCUUCAAAUUUCCGGCAUACCACACCAUGUAGCACAUAUCAUUGUGCACUUCUUAUUCACCAAACAGUACCAGAACUUGAAAUUCCAUCGACCUUCCGAGGCUGAGCGCAAUGCAAAAGAUUUUGCGACGGCGGUCUAUGUCCACGGUGUCUCCUUGAGAUAUAGGCUUAUAGGUCUCCGCCAACUUGCAGCUGAGAGGAUCGAGCUCUAUGGAGACAAGAUGGCUCUUAUUGACAUCGUCAAGAAGUUGCCGAAGCCUCCGUUCGAGCGCAUGGCUAUUACUGGAGCCCUCUACAACUAUGUCUGUCAUCGAAUGAAUGUGGAAGGCGUUACCAUGUCUCUAGAAGGAAUGGACGAGCUUCAGAAUGCCAUAGGUGGUACCAUGUCCGGGAUUCUCUGCCAGAAGAUUGCUAGUCUCGAGGCUGAGAACAAAAGACUUCAGGAAGCCCGGGACGCAAGUAGACUUGGAGGGUUGUUUACGAUUGGAUGGUGGUAG
This is a messenger RNA of Fusarium coffeatum, 684 nucleotides long. RefSeq lists its product as uncharacterized. The coding region runs from base 1 to 684 and encodes 227 amino acids. The record is from RefSeq and is a predicted model, not a curated record. The transcript is spliced from 2 exons. Lineage: Eukaryota; Fungi; Ascomycota; Sordariomycetes; Hypocreales; Nectriaceae.